Molecule: messenger RNA, 1592 nt
Organism: Panicum hallii
Lineage: Eukaryota; Viridiplantae; Streptophyta; Magnoliopsida; Poales; Poaceae
Product: nuclear pore complex protein NUP43
Exons: 5
Coding region: 49-1101 (350 amino acids)
Cellular component (GO): nuclear pore outer ring
Molecular function (GO): protein binding
Source: RefSeq, a predicted model, not a curated record
UCCCUCCGAGCACAAACACCCGGAACCCUAAACCUUCAAACCCCAGUAAUGGCUGACUCCCCUUCGUUCCGCCGCCACCCGCUCGCCGCCUCCGUCGACCUCGUCCGGUGGCUCCCCUCCUCCGCCGCCUCCCCCUCCGAGCGCCUCCUCGCCGCCGCCAUCUUCGACCCCUCCUCGGGCCCUGCCGCCUCCAGCAUUCACCUCCUCCCGCUCUCCGACCCCACCUCCCCGUACGCCUCCCUCCCGCUCCCGUCCCGCGCCACUGCGCUCCGCUGCUCCCCCGCCGCGCUCGCCGCCGCCACCUCGUCGGGCUCGCUCCACCUCCUCCCGCCCUCGCUGGACUCCGACGCGGCGGUGGCCGUCCCCGGCGGCGCCGGGUUCCACGUGGGCCCAGUCCGGGGCCUUGACUUCGGAGGCGAGGAGUGGGUCACGGCGGGGGAGGACGGGAGAGUGCAUGCUGUCGGUGGGGGAGGGGACGGGAGGUUGGUGGCGAGGAGAGUGUGGGACGGGAAGGGGAUGGUAGGGUACGAGGCCGCCAGGUGGGCGUCGCCGGCGGAGUUCGCCACGGGCGGCGCCGGGUGUGGCGUGCAGUGGUGGGAUCGGAGGAAGGGGGAUGCCGUGGUGGCGCAGUGCAAUGGCAUCUGGGGUCGUGGCAUCGUUACUGGCAUGGUGCAUUCCAUUGACAUUAAUCCAUCAAGAAAGCAUAUCUGUGUGGUGGGAGGCUCCUCUGGGACAAUAUUUGCCUGGGAUUUGCGGUGGCCACAGCAACCUAUACCACUCUCUGGCGUAGGCUUUAAUGGAACAACUGAGCCAGUGUGUGAGAGUGAGGUCUGGGAGGUUCUUUUUGACACCUACACCCAGUCUUCUGAUAUCAUCUCAUCUGCAUCCUCAAAAAUAUUGCCAGUGAUGAUGUGCUCAGAGGAUGGGAUCCUUGCAGUUGUCGAACAAGCAGAUGAGAGACCCCUUGAACUUCUUGCUGAAGCCUGUGCAAUCAACUCCUUUGACAUAGAUCCUCAGAACCCUUCUGAUGUGGUCUGCGCACUGGAAUGGGAAUCGAUUGGUGUCCUAACACGUGGUAGAGAUACAAUGGCAGAAGAAUAGAAUUUUCACCAUCCGAGGAUCUCAUAAAACUUCAUGUGAGGUGUUCGGCCCAUUGGUAGCUGGAACUACUAUGUCAGAAUAACAAUCUUCUGACUUCUGAGGACUCCCAUAUUCAUAGACCGUUCUGUUACUCUUUGGUCCUGGGCUACCACUGCAGGAAAAAGGCGUGCUUGGCCCCCCGAACUCUGCAUACUUGACCUGAUGUUGUGCCGUUGGAAGCUUUAGGAGCUUAUGUUGUCACCGAUGCCUGCAGAUUGUGAGGAUAUCUUUUGGUCUAGCUCCUAGCUGUGUAAUUCGACAAUGUGUGAUGCUUACCGUUACCAGUUUGAUAUAGGAUGGUAGCAACGCAAUUUGUGUGUUUGGGGUUGGUGAAUGUAAGUUGUAACUAUUAAAAAAAAGUUGUAACUAUUUCGUAUGGUUGGCAUUUGCACUAGCACUUGCUUGGCAUUUGCACUAGCACUUAUAUUUUAUUCAUCUGAGAUAUUUUUAAA